Trichoderma citrinoviride is the source of this 3126-nucleotide messenger RNA. Its product is annotated as blue light regulator 1. Gene Ontology annotation, cellular component: nucleus. Gene Ontology annotation, molecular function: protein binding; sequence-specific DNA binding; zinc ion binding. NCBI's taxonomy places the organism in Eukaryota, Fungi, Ascomycota, Sordariomycetes, Hypocreales, Hypocreaceae. Gene Ontology annotation, biological process: regulation of DNA-templated transcription. The record is from RefSeq and is a predicted model, not a curated record. Bases 1 to 3126 code for a protein of 1041 amino acids. The transcript is spliced from 2 exons.
AUGGAAGGCUACUACCAGACGAACCAGUUGCCCCCCCAGCAGCUGGACGGCCAGCUUCCACAUCCGCCGGACGAACAGCAUCCGACUCACCUCCCCCCCAAUGUUUUAGACAUGUCGAUGCAGGAUCCCACGCUGCCCCCCGAGCUUCAGCAGCAGCUUCAUCAGUCACGAUCGGCCAUGUCCAACAAUCCGAUGAUAUCAGGCCAGGCCGUGCUCCAGGACGGCCACAUGGAUGACGUGAUGCGCGACGGCCACCAUGACAUCCAGCGACGAAGAAGCAUGCCCCAGGCCUACGGGAACGCCCUGGGCCCUGCUCCGCAGGGCAACCCGCCUCGACGCAUGUCAACGAUCGGGCCCAGAGACAUGAUGGGGUUCGACGCCGGACCUGCUGGCUUUGGCAAUUAUCAGUUCGACCCGGAUAUGCAGACUCCCUUCUCCGCCAUGAGCGCCAGCAUCGGCAUGCAGGAUCCGAUGGGCGGCUACGUGGCCGAUGCUGGCAGCUUCUCGGGCAUGCCCCAGGACCUCAUGGGCAACAUGAUGCAGUCUCAGUUUGCGAACAUGGACAUGGGCGGAUUGGCUGCCGAGCCUUCGGCAAUGGAUCUAUUCCCCGGCACAAGUGGCCAAGCAUCAGAUCUCACUGCUACGUCCAUCGCCAGCCAGAUGGAUGCAAACCAGCUCGCAUCCGGCGACGAUGGCUAUGCCCUGACCGGCAGCGCCGCCGGCGCAUCACUAGGUGGUCGCUCAAACGGCGGCCACAAGGGCAUGGCAUUGGGGCACGACGAAGACUUGAUGAAUGCUCCGCCUCCACAGUUCCAGACGAUGACCUCCGGCCCUUCUCACCUUUCCAUGGAAACGGACAUGGUGGCAUUUGAACCAAGCAUGCCUUCUCCUCUUCCCGGAUCAGUGCCUGCCAUGUCGGCCCAGCAAAGCUCAGCAUCCAUGGACAUGGCCCAGCCAAGCCCCGCCUCCGCGACUCCAAACCCGGUUCCGAAUACCAGUGACCAGUCCAAGGAAAAGACCAUCUACUCGAAAAGCGGCUUUGACAUGCUCAAAGCGCUGUGGCUCGUCGCGACUCGCAAGAACCCCAAGAUCCAUCUCGGGGCUGUCGACAUGUCCUGUGCCUUUGUCGUUUGUGAUGUCACGAUGAAUGACUGCCCUAUAAUAUAUGUAUCAGACAACUUCCAGAACCUCACUGGGUACAGCCGCCAUGAGAUUAUGGGCAAGAAUUGUCGCUUCCUCCAGGCACCCGAUGGAAAGGUCGAGGCUGGCUCAAAACGAGAGUUUGUUGAUGACGGAGCCGUGUUCAACCUCAAGAGGAUGAUCCAGGAGGGCCGGGAGGUGCAGCAAAGUUUGAUCAACUAUCGCAAGGGCGGAAAGCCGUUCCUGAACCUAUUAACAAUGAUACCUAUCCCCUGGGAUACCGAUGAGAUCAGAUACUUCAUCGGCUUCCAGAUCGACCUCGUUGAAUGUCCCGACGCCAUUUCUGGCCAGGAAAUGGGCGGCGUCAAAGUCAACUACAAGCACAGCGACAUUGGUCAAUACAUAUGGACUCCGCCAGUGUCAAAUCAGUUGGAGUCUGACAACGGACAGACACUUGGCGUCGACGACGUCUCUACCCUCCUACAGCAGUUUAACCCCAAUGGGCUUGUGUCGGAUUGGCAUAGGCAGUCCUGGGAUAAGAUGCUUCUCGAAAAUACCGACGACGUGGUCCAUGUCAUAUCCCUCAAGGGCCUCUUCCUCUAUCUCUCGCCCUCGUGUAAACGCGUUCUCGAAUACGACGCCGCGGACCUGGUUGGAAACCCCUUGUCUUCGGUUUGCCAUCCCUCGGACAUAGUUCCGGUGACACGGGAGCUGAAAGACGCAACGACGGGCAGCCAAGUCAACAUCGUGUUCAGAAUACGGCGGAAGCAGAGCGGCUAUACUUGGUUUGAGAGCCACGGGUCAUUGUUUGUCGAUCAGGGCAGAGGCCGCAAGUGCAUCAUUCUGGUUGGCAGAAAGCGGCCCGUCUUUGCCCUUGGGAGACACACUUUGGAAGCGAACGGCGGCAUCGGUGAUAGCGAGCUCUGGAGCAAAUUGUCCACGUCUGGCAUGUUUCUCUCGGUUUCGGCAAACAUCAGGUCCCUUUUGGAUUUACAGCCCGAGUCUUUGGUCGGUACAAGCAUCCAGGAACUCAUGCGCAAGGAAUCACGGGCAGAGUUUGGACGUACGAUCGAAAAGGCAAGGAAGGGCAAGAUAUCUACCUGCAAGCAUGAGAUGCUUAAUCGGCGAGGGCAGGGACUCCAGGCUCAAACCAUCCUGUACCCCGGAGACGCCUCAGAAGGCCAGAAGCCGUCCUUUGUCCUGGCUCAGACGAAGCUUUUGAAAGCCUCGUCCCGUCAUGCUCCAUCGACUCUUACUGCCGCGAACGCGUUAUAUGGCGCCAACUCGUUAAGGGCUGAUAUCCAACACCAGGGCCAUGGUGGCCCGAUGCUUCAGCCGGCAGGCGGGGCGCUUGUCCCAGGCUCCCAGGAUGCCGCUCUGGCGUCCGACGACAACAUCUUCGAUGAACUCAGAACCACCAAAUGCUCAAGCUGGCAGUUCGAGCUUCGACAGAUGGAGAAGAUCAAUCGUAUCUUGGCCGAGGAGCUUGGUGGCUUACUGUCGAACAAGAAGAAGCGGAAAAGAAGAAAGGGCGUCGGGAAUGUGGCGCGCGAUUGCGCCAACUGCCACACUCGAAAUACUCCAGAAUGGCGGAGAGGGCCAAGCGGACAGCGAGACUUGUGCAAUAGCUGUGGCCUACGAUGGGCUAAACAGACUGGCCGAGUCUCCCCACGCAACUCCACGCGAGGAAGCCACAGCGUGAAUACUGACACUCAGACUAAGAAAUCCACGUCUCCCAUCCAUUCCUCACCGCUGCACAGGAGCGAGACACCAAAUCCAAUACAUAGCAACGGCGAGAAUCUUCUGGACCCAAAGCAGCUGGCAAGCAAGAUCGCUGUGGCUUCGGGUGGCUCGGGCUCGAUGGGGGGACCACAUGCCUCGUCCUCUUCCACCAUGCCGCCUCCAAGCCAGUCAUCUCUAGCCCACGGCGCUGUCAGCUCGGGAAUGGCAUCGAUACGAGAAGAACGCGAAAGCAGCCAAACAUGA